AUGAGCCUAGCGCAAGCUCGAGUGCUACAACGUGGAGCAGAGUACUGGGAUCGUGGUGAACAAGAGCAGCGCCUUGUUGCAGCUUUUGAUAAAUGGGCUGAAAAAGGUGUGUGGUCAGCAGCGGCUCAGAAGUUCCCUCAUACCUCGUUGUUGACUGCAAGUUCAACCACCAUGUCUCAAUGCAAAUGCAAACACCUCUCUACUACAAUGUCCAUCAAAGAAACGUACGUUCUCCCCACAGGCUCUCUACGCACCACAAAGGCGAGUCUCACUCAGAUACGAAAGGAUCGUCUGGCCUUUGAAGAACAGCAGCGAGCCAAUGCACAAUUUCUAACUGCAGAAACACGCCAACUUAUUUCUGAAGCUGCUAUCAAUGCCCGAAAAGCGGUGGUAGAUGAUCCUGGAUUUUUGGCUGACAUGGACGCCAAUGACGCUGGUGAGAGUGGUUAUGGGAGUGAAGCCAAUGCUCCUCCUGAAGACUUAGAUGUCGAUGUGGAUGAUGGUGAUGCGAGCACCUUCCAACUUAUCCAAUGA
Messenger RNA from Suillus discolor, 534 nucleotides. RefSeq lists its product as uncharacterized. The transcript has 3 exons. The record is from RefSeq and is a predicted model, not a curated record. The coding region runs from base 1 to 534 and encodes 177 amino acids. NCBI's taxonomy places the organism in Eukaryota, Fungi, Basidiomycota, Agaricomycetes, Boletales, Suillaceae.